Molecule: messenger RNA, 2850 nt
Organism: Myotis lucifugus (little brown bat)
Lineage: Eukaryota; Metazoa; Chordata; Mammalia; Chiroptera; Vespertilionidae
Product: dynein heavy chain 11, axonemal
Exons: 18
Coding region: 1-2850 (949 amino acids)
Biological process (GO): microtubule-based movement
Cellular component (GO): dynein complex
Molecular function (GO): dynein intermediate chain binding; minus-end-directed microtubule motor activity; dynein light intermediate chain binding
Source: RefSeq, a predicted model, not a curated record
AUGGAGGAGGAGGAGCCAUGCAUCCCACACGGCGGCUUCUUCACUUUUGUCCUUGACCCAGUGCCAAAGUAUAUCAGGAUUGGAGACAAAGAGUGUGAAUUUCAUGAGAACUUUCGUCUCCUCCUUCACACAAAACUGGCCAAUCCUCACUAUAAGCCAGAAUUGCAAGCUCAGACAACCCUGCUCAAUUUCACGGUCACAGAAGAUGGUCUGGAAGCCCAGCUGCUGGCAGAGGUGGUCAGUAUCGAAAGGCCGGAUUUGGAGAAAUUUAAGUUGCUUCUGACGAAGCACCAGAACGACUGUAAGAUAGAGCUGAAGUCCCUGGAGGAGGACCUCCUGCUGCGCCUGUCGGCGGCCCAGGGCAGCUUCCUGGGCGACACCCAGCUGGUGGAGAGACUGGAGACCACGAAGGCGACGGCCGCCGAGAUAGAGCAUAAGGUGAUUGAAGCUAAAGAAAAUGAAAAGAAAAUCAACGAGGCCCGAGAAUGUUACCGACCAGCUUUCAGUGUGCUGUUCCACAGAGCCAUGGAGCAGGCUGACAGGGUGGGGGACACGCAGGGGCGCGUCUCGGUCCUCAUGGAGAGCAUCACCCACGCCAUCUUCCUCCACACCAGCCGGGCGCUGUUUGAGAAGGACAAGCUCACCUUCCUGUCCCAGAUGGCUUUCCAGAUUUUGUUGAGAAAGGAAGAGAUAGACCCUGGUGAAUUGGAUUUCCUGCUUCGAUUCACAGUUGAACACACUUACCUGAGUCCUGUCGACUUUCUAACUACUCAAUCAUGGAGUGCCAUUAAGGCAGUAGCCCUUAUGGAAGAAUUUCGAGGCAUAGACAGAGACGUGGAAGGAUCUGCCAAGCAGUGGAGGAAGUGGGUAGAAUCCGAGUGUCCGGAAAAAGAAAAGUUACCGCAAGAAUGGAAGAAGAAAAGUCUAAUACAGAAGCUGAUUAUCUUGAGAGCAAUGCGCCCUGACAGGAUGACCUAUGCGCUCAGGAAUUUCGUGGAGGAAAAACUGGGUGCAAAGUAUGUGGAGAGGACCAGGUUGGACUUAGUGAAAGCCCUUGAGGAAAGCAGCCCGGCCACCCCAGUGUUCUUCAUCCUGUCUCCGGGGGUCGAUGCCCUCAAAGACCUCGAGGUCCUUGGCAGCAGGCUCGGGUUUACCAUGGACUCGGGGAAAUUCCACAACGUGUCUCUAGGGCAAGGGCAGGAGGCAGUGGCGGAAAUGGCGCUGGAGACGGCCUCCCAAGCUGGACACUGGGUCAUCCUCCAAAAUGUCCACUUGGUGGCCAGGUGGCUGGGAACCUUAGAGAAACUCCUUGAAAGAUUCAGCCAAGGAAGCCACAGAGAUUACAGGGUUUUCAUGAGCGCCGAGACUGCACCCACACCAAGUGAACACAUCAUCCCACAGGGACUCCUGGAAAAUUCCAUCAAGAUCACUAACGAGCCCCCCACAGGAAUGCUGGCCAAUUUACAUGCUGCUCUCUACAACUUUGAUCAGGAUACACUCGAAGUGUGCUCCAAGGAGCAGGAGUUUAAAAGCAUCCUCUUCGCCCUGUGCUAUUUCCACGCCUGUGUGGCUGGGAGACUGAGGUUCGGCCCCCAGGGCUGGAGCCGCCGCUAUCCCUUCAAUCCCGGGGACCUCACCAUCUGCGCCGACGUCCUCUACAACUACUUAGAGGCAAACCCGAACGUCCCAUGGGAAGACCUCCGCUAUCUUUUUGGUGAGAUCAUGUAUGGGGGCCACAUCACAGAUGACUGGGAUCGCAGGCUGUGUCGGGUGUAUUUAGAGGAAUUCAUGAAUCCAUCUCUGAUUGAAGAUGAGCUUCUGCUGGCACCAGGCUUUGCAGCGCCCCCUAACCUAUCAGAUUACUGCGGCUACCACCAGUACGUCGAGGAGACGCUUCCUCCAGAAAGCCCCACGCUGUACGGCCUGCACCCAAACGCGGAAAUAGAGUUCCUGACAGUGACGUCCAACACUCUCUUCAGAACUUUGCUGGAGACGCAGCCCAGGAAAGCACUCGUCAGCCAGGAGCUGGAGCCGUCCACAGAAGACAAGGUGAAGAACAUCUUGGAUGACAUCUUGGAGAAACUCCCAGAAGAGUUCAACAUGGCAGAGAUCAUGCAAAAAACCUCAAACAGAAGCCCCUACGUUCUUGUUUGCUUCCAAGAAUGUGAGAGGAUGAACCUCCUCCUGCGGGAAAUCCACGUGUCACUUCAGCAGUUAGACCUCGGCUUGAAGGGGGAGCUGACGCCGACACCUGCUGUGGAAGCCCAGCAGUCCGCGCUGAGUUACGACAUGGUGCCAGACACGUGGAGCAAACUGGCUUACCCAUCUACCUACGGCCUGGCCCAGUGGUUUAAUGACCUCCUCUUGCGAUGCCGAGAACUGGACACUUGGACACAAGAUCUCGCCCUCCCAGCUGUGGUGUGGCUUUCUGGCCUCUUCAACCCUCAGUCCUUCUUAACGGCAAUCAUGCAGACCACGGCUCGAAAAAACGCGUGGCCGCUGGAUAAAAUGUGCCUGACGGUUGACGUGACCAAAAAAAACAAGGAAGACUACGGCCACCCCCCAAGGGAAGGCGCCUAUCUGCACGGGCUCUUCAUGGAAGGAGCCAGAUGGGACACCCAGUCCGGAACCAUUGCGGAAGCCCGCCUCAAGGAGCUGACAUCGGCGAUGCCAGUCAUCUUUGCAAAAGCCAUACCCAUGGACAGACAGGAAACCAAACACACCUAUGAGUGCCCUGUGUACAAAACCAAAACGAGGGGCCCCCACUACAUCUGGACCUUCAGGUUGAGGAGCAAAGAGAAGACGGCCAAGUGGGUCCUGGCAGGCGUGGCUCUGCUGCUGGAGGCGUAG